ACAGCAACUUAACAGGCGCCCCUCCUGGGACCGUAAACCUACGCAUCCCUAUUCAAGCAAAACCCGCCUCGUGUCACAUACGUACGACGCGGUCUUUGGUGGUGUCAGACUCAAAAGAGUCAGAGUCAGACUGUUUUCGAGCGACACUUCAAAGCGAGGCUUCAUAAAAGAUACGUGUCCCUGAUUCUGUCAUAAACAGAUCCAUCUUUGGAUCAUUGUUAGAUCUUUAAGAUAUUUUUUUUUCCUUCCCAAAUAAUUAUAUACAAUGAUUUAGGCUUGGAUUAUGUGUUAGACCUUUUUGUUAAGUUCUUGGAAAGUUUUGAGGGCGACGCUCCCCUACUCUUUUGAAAGCAGUCUUCCCUUUCUCUCUCUGAAUUAUUUGGCUUUUAAUUUAGCUUCUCUCUAUUUUCGGUCAGAUUUAUUACUGUUCUUCAUUUGGGUUUUUGUUGUAAUCUCUUUGCACUUAAGAACUUGUCAAUACUUGGUGUUCUUGCUUUGUCUCUCUGUUUCUAGAAUUCUCAGCUGUGCGAUUUCUUGUUUUUAAAAUUUGGUUGGCUUUGUUUUCUUUUUGUUGCUAUUUGGGGCUUUUGGACUGUGUGUGAAUUUUGAAAUAGAACAGUACUAUUUUUUUUUUUCGCGCGCGUGAGAGAGUUUCAAUUGGAGUGAGUUGAGAUGGAGGAGCGAUAUGAACCAAUGAAGGAGCUUGGUUCAGGGAAUUUCGGAGUGGCAAGGUUGGUAAGAGAUAAGAAGACAAAGGAGCUUGUUGCUGUCAAGUGCAUAGAAAGGGGGAAGAAGUUACAAAUAUUGGUGUCGAAUCCGCUAUGUCUAAUGUCUAUUGGGCAGAAUAAGUACCAUAGUGUUAUCUCUGCGUCUUAUAUAGUCCACAGAAGACUGCUGGUGGAACGUUAGUUGUGAAUUGAUGAGAAUGUUCAGAGAGAAAUCAUUAACCACAGAUCUCUGAGGCAUCCAAACAUUGUCAGGUUCAAAGAGGUUUUUCUGACUCCUACCCAUUUAGCUAUUGUCAUGGAAUAUGCAGCCGGUGGUGAACUCUUUGAGAGGAUAUGCAGUGCUGGUCGAUUUAGCGAAGAUGAGGGCAGAUUUUUCUUCCAGCAGCUAAUCUCUGGAGUCAGCUACUGUCAUACCAUGGAAAUUUGUCACAGGGAUCUUAAACUGGAAAACACACUAUUGGAUGGGAGUCCAACGCCAAGACUUAAGAUUUGUGAUUUUGGCUACUCCAAGUCUGCUUUGUUGCACUCGCAACCCAAAUCAACAGUUGGAACACCUGCAUACAUUGCACCAGAGGUUCUCCAACGAAAGGAGUAUGAUGGAAAGAUUGCAGAUGUUUGGUCCUGUGGUGUGACACUAUAUGUAAUGUUGGUGGGAGCAUACCCAUUUGAGGAUCCCGAUGACCCUAGAAAUUUUCGCAAGACGAUUGGAAGAAUAAUGAGCGUUCAGUACUCCAUACCUGACUAUGUACGUGUGUCUGCAGACUGCAGGCACCUACUUUCACGUAUUUUUGUUGCGAAUCCUGGCAAGAGGAUCACUAUCCCUGAGAUAAAAAACCAUCCUUGGUUUCUGAAAAACUUGCCAAAAGAGCUUGUAGAAAUUGAGAAGACACCAGGUGAGGGAGCAAAAUAUGACCAACCAAUUCAAAGUGUUGAUGAAAUUAUGCGCAUCAUACAAGAUGCAAAGAUUCCCGAGGAAGGAUCAAAAGCUGUUGGGGAAACCGCUGCUGGGGCAUUGGACAUUGAUGACAUAGAGGCUGAUAUUGAAUCUGAAGCCGAUGUCAGUGGCGACUAUGUCACUGCUAUGUGAACAUGGUUGGGAUACAAACUUUAGUCUGCAUUUAUUGUGUUGAUCAAAUUGUAGUUUGUACAGGACUAUGCUGGAAACUCUUCCACAAGUAAAUUUGAACCAAGUAUCAAUUUGGGUUUUGUGUAUCAAUUAUCAAAUAUACUGGCAUGUAUAUUUUCUCAUCUUUAUGGAAGAUUUCAAUUGUUACA
Carya illinoinensis is the source of this 2003-nucleotide messenger RNA. RefSeq names its product serine/threonine-protein kinase SAPK3-like. Gene Ontology annotation, biological process: intracellular signal transduction; protein phosphorylation. Bases 1024 to 1815 code for a protein of 263 amino acids. The transcript is spliced from 10 exons. Gene Ontology annotation, molecular function: ATP binding; protein serine/threonine kinase activity. The record is from RefSeq and is a predicted model, not a curated record. NCBI's taxonomy places the organism in Eukaryota, Viridiplantae, Streptophyta, Magnoliopsida, Fagales, Juglandaceae.